UGCAAACAUUGGUGGGAGCACGCAGUAGAAAAAGUGAAAUUUUUACCUAGAACAAUCCAUUAAAUCACGGUUAAUUAACAUUCACAUUAAACGAUGGCCGACGUGCUCGAUAUUUACAACCAUGAGGAGUUCGAAGUGGACGAAGACGGCGAUCAGGGCAUCGCCCGGCUCAAGGAAAAGGCACGUAAACGAAAGGGACGCGGAUUCGGCAACGAAAGCAUCCCCCGUGAGGCAAUCGACUACGAACGGCUACAGGACGACGAGGAGGAAGCCGAACCCGGUCCGCAGCGUUCCGUCGAGGGGUGGAUUUUGUUCGUGACAGCGAUCCACGAGGAAGCCCAGGAAGAUGACAUACAGGAAAAGUUUUGCGAGUUUGGUGACAUCAAGAACAUCCAUCUGAAUCUCGAUCGUCGUACGGGAUUCCUGAAGGGGUAUGCUCUGGUCGAAUACGAAACGUACAAGCAAGCAUUGGCCGCAAAAGAGGCACUUAACGCAUCUGAAAUUCUUGGACAAACCAUUGCAGUCGAUUGGUGCUUCGUGAAAGGACCGAAGAAGCUGAAGAAAUCGUCCGGGGAACGUCGACGAAGAUAAGCAACAUCAUUACCUAUUUUUCACAUCUUAAUUUAAUAACCAAAUUCAGUAAGUGUGUGUUUUCAAGAAAAUUACAAUAAAUUGAGAAUUACAUCUUACAAUGUGGGUUGGCUAA
Molecule: messenger RNA, 706 nt
Organism: Ochlerotatus camptorhynchus
Lineage: Eukaryota; Metazoa; Arthropoda; Insecta; Diptera; Culicidae
Gene: tsu
Product: 40S ribosomal protein S12 homolog tsunagi
Exons: 1
Coding region: 94-591 (165 amino acids)
Biological process (GO): RNA splicing
Cellular component (GO): exon-exon junction complex; cytoplasm; nucleus
Molecular function (GO): mRNA binding
Source: RefSeq, a predicted model, not a curated record